AUGGCUAUAUUCAUGUAUGCUGUUAGAGAAUCAUUUACUAGCAGUAACAGCCUCUCCACCUCACCUAGUUUCAUCAUCCACGACGUCAAACUUUACGCCUUCAACGUCUCCACAACCACCGCCACCCUCACCUCCACCCUCCAAAUCACCAUCUCCUGCGAGAACAAGCAGGGUGAUCACGGUAUACACUUUGACAAAAUUGACGUUUACACCGCCUACAAGAAGCAACAGAUCACACCACCAAUAGCGCUUCCACCGAGGUACCUAGGUUCAUCAGAUGUCGCGCUUUGGUCUCCUUACCUCAACGGAACUGAAGUUCCGUUGAGUCCCUAUCUUGCAUCGUCUUUGGCCCAAGAUGUGACCGCGGGUGUGGUGUUGAUUAAUGUUAUGGUUACAGGACGAAUGAGGUUAAAAGAGGGAUUUGUUUCACGUCGAUACCGGUUGAAAGUAGAUUGCCUGACGUAUAUUACGUUUGGGAACAAGAACAAUAGUAGUAACGUUGUUGGUUCGGCCGUUAAGCAUCCAUUUGAGAAUUGGUGUCGUUAA
Molecule: messenger RNA, 546 nt
Organism: Helianthus annuus (common sunflower)
Lineage: Eukaryota; Viridiplantae; Streptophyta; Magnoliopsida; Asterales; Asteraceae
Product: NDR1/HIN1-like protein 1
Exons: 2
Coding region: 1-546 (181 amino acids)
Biological process (GO): defense response to other organism
Source: RefSeq, a predicted model, not a curated record